This is a messenger RNA of Bombus impatiens (common eastern bumble bee), 1293 nucleotides long. RefSeq lists its product as uncharacterized. Lineage: Eukaryota; Metazoa; Arthropoda; Insecta; Hymenoptera; Apidae. Bases 130 to 591 code for a protein of 153 amino acids. The transcript has 2 exons. The record is from RefSeq and is a predicted model, not a curated record.
CGGCACGAGAAUCGGACCCAACCAGUCUUAAUCAGAGUACACGAAGAUCCUUUUUUUCCUUUCCUCUUCAGAGGUACGCUGGGUCUGAUCUCUCCUUCCUCUCUCUCUGUCCGUGUCAUCGUCGAGAUCAUGAAGCUCGUCCCGGUCCUGUUGCUUGUCGCAGCGAUCGUUUUCGCCGCCGAGGAGAAGAAGGAGGAAGAACGUCCUAAAACGUUUAGAAGACUCAUACCUGCUGACGUUCUUCGCGAUUUCCCCGGUAUGUGCUUCGCCUCAACAAGAUGCGCUACCAUCGAACCAACGAAAUCCUGGGAUUUGACACCAUUCUGCGGCCGUUCCACUUGCGUGCCAGCCGACGAUAACUCUGGUCGCCUCUUCGAACUCGUUGAAGACUGUGGACCGCUGCCGAAGGCUAACCCGAAAUGCAAACUGUCAGACAAAACUAACAAGACUGCCACGUUCCCAGACUGCUGUCCCAUUUUCGAAUGCGAAGAAGGAGCGAAACUCGAAUAUCCGGAAAUUCCGACUUUGCCUCCACCCACGGAAAUCGUAGAGACCGAGAAAACUCCGGAAGCGACUCCGGCGAAGGCUUAAAUUUUUAAUUUAAAAAAAAUUUCAAAGAAACGAAAAAAAUGCAGGUCGUGACUUUUGUAAACUACAAUAAAUUGAACGGUCGAUUAAAAGGUAGAAGUCGAAGAUCUGUUAUCGUAUUCUGAGAUAACUGUUUUUAAUAACUGAAACAGGAAAAAAUAAUUUUAGUUGAGAUUUUUUGUCGAAAAGAACGGUAACGUCUUUACUUAAAGCAAAAAGAAUAUGUAUUACUUUUAACGUCGCGCAUCGAUACCCGUUGUUUCAUCACGAGAAGGCGGUUUACUGCAACAUCCUGUUACCCUUCAACGCAAUUCGACUUAACUUAAUGCGAGACUAAAAUUAUAUACUGUAUAUAAUUCAGGAGUUAACUCGAAGAACUUAUCAAAAAAUAGCAAAACAUACAUAGCUUAGAUAAAAGUAAGCGUAUUGUUAACAUUAUCAUUGAUAAACGAUGGUGUACAAGUAAUAUCAGUGUUUCGGAAUCUGUUCGAAAAUAUUGAGUUUCUUCAGUCUCCUAGUCCUGGAAGUCGAGACUUAGAUGCUCCUAUAGCCGUUUUGUUAUUCCCUUCUCCAAACAAUAAUUGUCACAUAGGAAAUUAAUUCUUUCUUUUUCUCCAAAAGUAGAAAGUCUUGCGUAUGUAAUGUAAAAACAUGUGUGACUGUAAUUAUAUGUGAUUAAAUUAAUACUUAUUUAAUUCAAUACUA